This is a messenger RNA of Zea mays, 1112 nucleotides long. Its product is annotated as zinc finger, C3HC4 type family protein. The coding region runs from base 127 to 633 and encodes 168 amino acids. The record is from RefSeq and is marked validated. The transcript has a single exon. NCBI's taxonomy places the organism in Eukaryota, Viridiplantae, Streptophyta, Magnoliopsida, Poales, Poaceae.
AGCCUUCCACUUUCAGACAUUCGCAACACAAUCCAUAGAACGACGCGGGAGAGCGAGCGAGAGAGCAAGAGCAAGAGAGGAGCGAUCGAGAGGAGAAGACGAAAGAGUCAGGGGAGCGAAGGACCGAUGGCCGACCCCAGGUAUUGGGAUUGGAUGGCCGUCGGAUGCUGCACUGUGAUCGUCGUCACCUCUGGCUCCAUCGUCUUAGGUGCCGUCGUCGCGUGCCUCGUCUUCAUUUUUAAGUGCAUCAGGAAAUGGUGGCAAUCGCCACGGAUUCUCCUCUUCAGGUUCGGCGGCGUCACCACCCUGAGGCGGAACCUGAGCUACGGCUACCGCUGCCACCUGUGCCAUGACCACAUGGUGGCCGGCGAGAAGGUCCGCACGCUCUCCUGCGACCACGUGUUCCACUGCGGCGGCGGCAGCUUCAAGUGCGAGGGCAUCGACAAAAGGCUUCUCACUGUACCGAUGGAGCCCUGCCCGACCUGUGACCAGGUUCCCCAUCCCGUGCCGUGGUUCCGGAAACCGCCACCGUCGCCACCAUCUAUACCUUCACAGGGAGCAUCGGCGGCACUGGAACGCGAUUUCGAGCAGGCGCGGCGAGCUGUUUCUGACGCACAACGAAAAACUACCUGAAGCGUCAACAUCAGUAUCGGCGCCACCGCUAGCGCAGUCGCCGGCUCGCCGCUUCCGGUGGACAACGAGAUACUACCGUAGGCGCCUUCAUCGCAGUUGACACGCGUGAUGAAGCUUGGAUAGGACAGUGUUAACAAUUCCUGUGGGGCGGUCUGGAACUGGAUCAGUUCUUCGAGAGGUUCUUCAAAGAUACUUUCGUCAUUUCUUUUUCUGCAUCCUUAUCGAAGGUAUAGUGCCUCGAACUGAUCGACCUUAGCUGCGUUCUUGUUCUUUUGUUCAGACUUUAGAGUUGAGUUCACCUUAACGAACCAAAUGUCUCUGAAUGCCAAGAAACGAUGAUUUGUUAGUUCUUGCAUCAGCUAUAAUGUUCCGACAGAAGCUAAUAGAUCCUUGGUUUUCAUCUUAUACUCUGUUCAAUUCUUUAGAACCUUGAUGUGAGAAUGGUUUCAGUAUGAACGGUUGGCAACAUGGUUUGCUUA